Dujonia railenensis is the source of this 642-nucleotide messenger RNA. The record is from the annotation of a GenBank genome assembly. Lineage: Eukaryota; Fungi; Ascomycota; Pichiomycetes; Serinales; Debaryomycetaceae.
AUGUCGUUUCCAAUAGUCUCAAAGUUUGGAGUUCUAGUGCCGAAAUCGUAUACUAUAACGUACUCUUCCAUAGAAAACUUCUCUUAUAAAAAGCAAUUGCUUGUGCUAUAUAAAAGAUUUUACAAGCUCCGACUUUACCAGGCUGAUAGCCAUAGUAAAAUGAACUACGUGAAAUAUCUUAAGAGGAAAAUCAAAUACGAAGAUUUCAACCUAAGAAGAAGAAUAUUUCUCGAACAGAAUUGUGUUGAAGACCUAUCUCCUACUGAUAUAGUUAGACGAAUGGUCAAUACCUUAGCAUUUGUUCAGAAUGCCUCAGUUUUCAACCGAACGUACGAAAACGAAGCAAGAUUGAAUGGAAACAAAAAUUCUUCCAAAGAAACUAGUGGUUUAUACGCGGGGACAAUAGAAUCUCAAAUUCUUGCUACCAUCUUACAUAUGGAGUACUCUAUGCCUACUAGCGUGAAGGUGGACCACAAGUUCUCUUGGGUUGAUAAGCUCAAUAUGGUAGUACUGCAGAUAGAGACUCCGCUCAAGUUUGAAAAGUCAUCACUCAAGAUGGAGAGCACACUAGUACUUAUGGGGUAUAUAGAUUAUCAAGAAAAUUUGAUGAGUUUGAAUGAAAGCUACCGAAUAUGCCUAUAG